Marchantia polymorpha subsp. ruderalis is the source of this 2478-nucleotide messenger RNA. NCBI's taxonomy places the organism in Eukaryota, Viridiplantae, Streptophyta, Marchantiopsida, Marchantiales, Marchantiaceae. The record is from the annotation of a GenBank genome assembly.
AUUGUCCGUGGCGGGUCGCAGUCAUCCGGCCGGGCACGCAGGCUCGCAGGCUGCUCUUCGAUCAGCGCGAGCCGAGGCGCGGAGCACGGCCCAGCAGAGCUUCAGCUUUGUUCGCCGAAGAUCGGAGCCGACGGGCUUUCGGGGACAAUAGUGUGUCCUGGUGGAGGGUGGAUCGGAGCAGCAGGGCCUGGAGGCCGAGGACGGAAUCCCGGGAUUCCACUUUCUUUUUCUUCUUCAUCUUCUUCAUCACCAUCAUCUUCUUCGUCUUCUUGUAGAGCGGGACGGGGCUUAUCAUCGCCGAGUAUCGGUGUUGAUCGGAUCGUUUGCGCAGGUUGUCGAGGAGCGCUUUGCUGGCUCGACCCAGAGUCUGUUUUGUGUCCCCAGGUUGUCCGUGGAGAUGGCAACCAUCGAUAUAGAAUCGAUUCUGAAAGAGUCCACUGAGACGAGGAGGUUGCAAAAGACGAAGAUCAUCUGCACGUUGGGGCCCAAGUCUCGAGAUGUCGAUAUGCUGGAGAAGAUGCUCCGCGCGGGAAUGAACGUCGCUCGGUUCAAUUUCUCCCAUGGAUCGUACGAAUACCAUCAGGAAACGCUGGAAAAUCUGAAAACGGCUAUGUCCAAUACGCAAAUUAUGUGCGCUGUCCUUCUUGACACUAAGGGUCCAGAAAUUCGUACCGGGAUGUUGAAAGAUGGAAAGCCAGUUCAAAUCACCAAGGAUAAAGAGAUCACUCUCACUACAGAUUACGAGUUCAAGGGUGAUGAGAACACUAUCGCGUUGAGUUACAAGAAGUUGCCGCAAGACGUUUCCCCCGGUAGUACGAUUCUGAUUGGAGACGGAAGUAUUACGUUGACGGUAUUGGAAUGCGAUGUAGGAGGAGGAAAAGUGAAAUGCAAAUGUAUGAAUUCUGCCAUGCUCGGUGAGAGGAAAAACUGUAAUCUCCCGGGUGUCGUCGUGGAUCUGCCUACCGUCACCAAGAAGGAUGAGGACGACAUCUUGAUUUGGGGCGUUGCAAACAAAAUAGACUUCAUUGCUGCGUCUUUUGUGCGCAAAGGAAGUGAUGUUGUGAAAAUUAAGGAGCUUCUUGGUCCGCAUUCCAAGACCAUCCACAUUAUCUCAAAGGUUGAGAAUCAGGAAGGUCUCGUGAACUUCGACGACAUACUGAGAGAAAGUGACGGUAUUAUGGUUGCAAGAGGAGAUCUUGGUAUGGAGAUCCCCACGGAGAAAAUUUUCUUGGCACAAAAGAUGAUGAUCUUCAAGUGCAACUCAGCAGGAAAGCCCGUGGUGACUGCCACUCAAAUGCUGGAGUCUAUGUGCAAAUCUCCCCGUCCGACCAGAGCAGAAGCCACAGAUGUAGCCAACGCAGUGCUGGAUGGAACCGAUGCUGUCAUGUUGAGUGGAGAAACAGCAGCAGGUGCUUAUCCAGAAAAUGCGGUAAAGAUUAUGGCGGCCAUAUGCCGUGAAGCAGAGGCAUCUCUUGAUUACGAUGCUAUCUUCAAAAGUGUAAUGAAAUCAGCUCCACUUCCCAUGACGCCAUUGGAAAGUCUGGCAUCCUCUGCGGUGCGAACUGCUAAUAAAGUACGAGCGACUUUGAUCAUUGUCCUAACACGGGGUGGAAGUACGGCAAAACUUGUCGCAAAGUACCGUCCCUCUGUUCCUAUUCUCUCAGUUGCAGUACCUGUGAUGACAACGGAUAGCCUGACUUGGGAGCUUAGCGAGGAAGCACCUGCUCGUCACAGUCUUGUAUGUCGAGGAUUGAUUCCCCUUCUUGCGGAAGGCGCAGCUAAAGCCACCGACUCUGACACAACAGAUGAAAUUCUCAAUGCUGCUAUCAGCCACGCUUUGAAGACGAACCUUUGCCAACACGGGGAUGCAAUCGUGGCUCUUCAUCGUAUUGGUGCAGCAUCGGUCAUCAAGAUUAUGGACAUCAAGUAGUAGCCUCUUUUUCUAACCCCUCUUUUUUUGUCCCCGGAGAGUUUAACGAAUAAAAGUUCUCCUCAAUGGCCUGAUAAUUUACUGAUGAGUGACAUUGUUUCAUCGUCGUGUUUCACGUUCCUUGACCUUUGAAGAUGGUAGUUAGCAGCAUGUGCUACUAACUACACUACUUGGGUCUUUCAAACCCGUUUUGUAGCUUCGCAUCUUAUGUGUGUUAGUAAGAUAUGACCCUUGUAGAGUGGAAAUCUACUCAAGACAUGUAACAAGAUGUCAUCGGCCACAUUGAAUAAGUUCUACGAUGUUGCAGGGCCCGGAGACGAGGCUCCUGUCCGGGAUCUGGAGAAAUCUAUGGAGUCUCCAAGUCUCGGAAGUGGGCUCCUUCCGUCCUGGGAUUACUUAACUCCUUGAGUUCGUAUAGGAACUAACAAGUAAUCACCACUGCAGCUGCUUUUCUUUUUAUCGGUGUUUGCACCGACUCUUUAAAUGAGGACGUUGCGUCCCUCUGUCUAUAUAUCAUCGGAGGGCUCAGGAGAACCGAGUUUCAGCUU